Amphibalanus amphitrite is the source of this 4286-nucleotide messenger RNA. Its product is annotated as eukaryotic translation initiation factor 3 subunit A-like. Gene Ontology annotation, cellular component: eukaryotic translation initiation factor 3 complex, eIF3m; eukaryotic translation initiation factor 3 complex, eIF3e; multi-eIF complex. The transcript is spliced from 9 exons. Gene Ontology annotation, molecular function: translation initiation factor activity; mRNA binding. Gene Ontology annotation, biological process: formation of cytoplasmic translation initiation complex; translation reinitiation. NCBI's taxonomy places the organism in Eukaryota, Metazoa, Arthropoda, Thecostraca, Balanomorpha, Balanidae. Bases 170 to 3964 code for a protein of 1264 amino acids. The record is from RefSeq and is a predicted model, not a curated record.
GAUGUGUGGGAUGUGUAGUUUCCGGUCCGCCAUGUUGCUUGUUCUUUCUUUUCAUCAAGGCUUUUCAUGUGCUUGGCACACGUAUGGCGCGCGGUUGUCAGCGUAUUGUAGAGAUUUAGUCGGAAUUCGGCGUUAUUAUUGAAGAGAGUGUCAUAAUAACGCUGUCGAAAUGGUCUCUCGAUACUUUCAGAGACCGGAAAAUGUCCGGAAGAGAGCGUUAGAGUUGCUCGAGGUGGGGAAGAAGGACCGCGCUCUCGAUGUCUUGUACGAGUUCAUCCGGCGCGGCCGGCACCGGCAGCACAACUUCUCCGAGAAGGAGCUCGAGCCCAUCAUGUUCAUGUACCUGGACCUCUGUGUGGAGCUCAAGAAGUCCCACAAUGCCAAGGAGGGCCUGUUCCAGUACAGGAACUUCUGCCAGAAUGUGAACGUGGCCUCGCUGGAGACGGUGGUGCGCGGGUACCUGCGCAAGGCAGAGCUGAAGACGGAGGCGGCCCGCAAGGAGUCGCAGGAAGCUGUGGAAGAGGUGGACGACCUGGAGAACCUGGUCAGCCCCGAGCAGCUGCUGCUCAGCGCGGUGAGCGGCGAGGACAAACAGGACCGUUCGGACCGCACCAUCCUGACACCCUGGGUCAAGUUCCUCUGGGAGUCGUACCGCCAGUGUCUGGAGCUGCUCAAGACCAACUCGCGCGUCGAGUCGCUCUACCACGACACGGCGCGUCAGGCGUUCCGCUUCUGCGUGAAGUACCAGCGUAAGACCGAGUUCCGCAAGCUCUGCGAGAUCCUGCGCAAGCACCUGGACCAGCUGAAGCUGCACUCGUCGUCCAACACCAUCAGCCUCAACAAUGUGGAGACGCACGCCAAGAACAUGGAGACCUGGCUGGCCCAGCUGGACAACGCCAUCACCCUGGAGCUCUGGCAGGAGGGCUAUCGUGCCAUUUACGAGCUACACAGCCUCAUGGCGCGCUCCAAGACCAAGCCUAAGACCCAAAUGAUGGCUGGCUACUACAGUAAGCUGUCACUUGUCUUUGCCAAGGCCGGCAACCUCCUUUUCCACGCCGCCUCCCUCAUCAAGUUGUUCCAGCUCUCCAAGGAUCUGAAGAAGAACCUGUCUCCCGAGGAGAUCAGAAAGAUGGCCUCUCGCGUGCUGCUGGCCGUGCUGUCGGUGCCGCUGACGCCGGCCCACCUCGAGUACGACCGGUUCGUCGAGACCGAGAAGAACGUGAUCGAGAAGACCGAGCGGCUGGCCAGCCUGUUCCGCAUGCCCAAGGCGCCGACCCGCGAGUCGCUCAUCAAGGAACUGAGUCGGCACAGCGUGCUGCAGUUUGUGGGCCCGGAGCUGCUGCAGCUCUACCAGAACAUGGAGGUGACGUUCGACCCGCUACACGCCUGCCACAAGAUCAAGGCGGUGACGGACGCGCUGGCGGCCGACCCGACCCAGGAGACGCUGGCGUGGUACAUCGAGCCGCUGCACAAGGUGGCCCAGCUGCGGCUUAUCAAACAGGUGGCGCAGGUGUACCAGACGAUCGAGUUUGGCCGGCUGGUGCAGCUCUGCCCGUUCACCUCCGAGUUCCAGCUGGAGCGUAUUAUCGUCGACGCCGUCCGACGCAACGAGAUGCAGAUCAGCGUGGACCACCGGGCGCGCGCCGUCCACUUCGGCACCGACCUGGGCGAGUUCCAGCGCGAGGACCAGCUCGAGGGGCCCGUGCUGCAGCAGAUGCCCAGCGAGCAGAUCCGCACCCAGCUGAUUGCCAUGUGCUCGACGCUGCACCGCGCCCGACUGGCCGUCGACCCCGACUACAAGAAGACGGAGCGCGCCGAGCUGCGCGCGCUCAUCCACCGCAGCUACCACAUGUCCAAGAAGAAGGAGCACGACAGGAUCCUGGCGCGCCAGACCUACAUCGAGGAGCACAAGGAGCGCAUGGAGACCAUCACCAACGAGCGCGAGGAGGAGGAGCGCCAUCGCCAGGAGGAGCUCGAGCGCCAGCAGAUGAUCGAGGAGCAGCGCCGCCUCGAGCGCGAGGCCACUGAGCGCGAGAAGAAACGCCGCGAGGACGAGAUCAAGAUGAUCAACGCGCGCCAGCUCAAGAACAAGAUCCAGCAGAUCAGCCAGACGAGCGUCGGCCAGAAGGUGAUCAGCAAGUACAACGAGGAGGAGCUGCUCAAGAUGGACGCCGACGAGAUCAUGGCGCGCCAGAUGGAGGAGCUGGAGAAGGAGCGACGCGAGCAGGCGCAGAAGCUGACCAACCAGUGGCGCCGGCUGGACCACAUCGAGCGCGCCAAGCGUCUGGAGGAGAUCCCGCUGGUGCAGGAGCGCUACAAGCAGCAGAAGGUGGAGAGCCGCGCCGCCUGGGAGGAGCAGCAAAAGGAGCUGGUCGCCAAGGCCAUCGAGGAGCACAACCAGGCCAUCAAGCACAAGGCCCGCUUGGCGCGCAUGGACGCUGACAAGAACACGUUCGUCAACAAACUGAAGUCGGCCAGGAAGAGCGACUUCCAGGCCAAGCUGGAGGAGUUCCAGAAGAAGCUGGCCAAGGUGCGUGCCGAGCGCCUGGAACAGCGCAAGGAGCAGCGGAAGCAGGAGCGUCGCCAGCGCUGGCUGACGGAGCGCCAGGAGGAGGAGCAGCGGCGCCGCGACGAGGAGGCCAAGCGGCAGCGCGAGGAGGCCGAGCGGCUCCAGGCCGAGAAGGAGGCUGCCGAGGCCGAGGAGAUGCGUAAGCGCAAGGAGCAGCUGGAUGCGGCGUUCGCGCGCCAGCAGGCCAAGGAGCGCGAGAUUGAGGAAAAGCGCCUUCAGCGCAUGGCGGCCGAGCAGCCGCCGGCCCGCGGCGGCGGCUGGCGCGAGCGCGAGUCUGCGCGCGAAGACAGCUGGCGCCCGCAGCGCCGCGACGACGGCGACGAGAGCGGCUGGCGUCGCGACGGGCCGCCCAGAAGGGACGACGGGCCGCCCAGAAGGGACGACGGGCCGCCCAGAAGGGACGACGGGCCGCCCAGGAGAGACGACGGGCCUCCGAGGAGGGGCGACGGCCCGCCGCCGCCGCGCAGGGAUGACGGCUGGCGGCGCGAUGACGGGCCGCGCAGAGACGACGGGCCGCGCAGGGAUGACGGACCACCACGUCGCGAUGGAGGGUGGAGACGCGACGACGGACCUCGCCGCGACGACGGGCCCCGUCGGGAUGACGGGCCUCCGCCGCGCCGGGAUGACGGUGGCGGCUGGAGGAGGGACGACGGGCCCCCGCGCCGUGACGAUGGAGGCUGGCGCCGUGACGAGGGACCCCGCCGAGACGACGGACCGCCUCGCCGUGAUGACGGAUGGCGGAGGGACGACGGGCCGCCUCGCAGGGACGACGGCGGCUGGAGAAGGGAUGACGGCCCGCGGCGCGACGACGGACCUCCGCGCAGAGACGACGGCGGCUGGCGGCGAGAUGACGGACCUCGCCGAGAUGACGGGCCACGCCGGGACGCCGGGUGGGGCCGCGACCCCGCACCCCGCCGGGACGACGGGCCGCCGCGCAGGGACGAUGGAGGCUGGCGCCGCGAUGACGGACCGCCGCCCCGCCGUGACGACGGCGGCUGGAGGCGCGACGACGGACCGCGUAGGGAUGACGGCCCCCGCAGGGACGACGGGCCGCGCCGUGAGGGCGGCGCCUGGAGACGCGACGACGGCCCGCCGCGUCGGGAUGAUGCGCCGCGCCGCGAGGAGGGUGGUGCCUGGCGCCGGGACGGCGCACCGCGCCGCGACGAGCCGCCACGUGGGGACAAUCCGCCACCGCGCGGCGACGAGUCGGCGUGGCGCCGCCCUGCGGAGAAGUCGACCCCGGCGCCGCCGCCGGCCCAGAACGCGUGGCGCCGCCGCGAGGAGCAGCGCGAGCCACCGCACAAGGAGGCGCCGCCGCCGGCACCGGCGGCCGCCCCGCAGCCGGACCCGGACGAAGAGGAGGGCUGGACCAAGGCGACCAAGGCCCGCCGCUGAGGAGCCGAGGCCCGCCGCUGAGAUGUCCGGCUUUUGAGUGGGCAGAGCCGCGCUGCAGCCCGAACCGUAGUUACUCCCCCCCCCCGGAAACCCAAUAUAUAUCACCGUUUGUAGCAUGGGCGUGGUGUAAGCUUUCGCUGGGUCAAUCGGCCCCCCUGUUAUCAGUCUUACUUAGUAAUUCCCGUCGGCGUUGACUAAUUUGUGUUGGCGACGCGACUGAGCGCCGGUGGCCUCAGUAAGGCGUUUUCAGGCUUCGUAUGCGCAUGGUCCUGGAUUCCUUUGGUGCUCCUUACGUCUCAGCUAAAUAAACUCCGAAAGAAAA